AUGCGUCCAUCUUCUAAGGAUGAUUUGUGCCAGUUCUAUGCAAGGCAUAUCGAAGUGCGCAUGAUCUUUCGGUUUCCUUUGAGAACCGAGUGUUGCGUUUGGAUCGUGUUGAGGACGCUGCAGAACGGUCAGACCUUAGGUGCGCACCAGAAUGAGGUGUAUCAGGAGGCUCCAGAGUACUCCGAAAAUUCUUGUGUUGGCAAAUCAAUGAAGUGCCGAUGGUUCAUCAAAAAAGCUAGUAAGAAGGUGAUGGUAUCCGAGGAGGUGACAUAUUUCUCAAGUGGCUGUUGGCUGUGGGCUUUAGGACGCGGUCUUGAAGGCAAAUGCCAUGGCGUUGGCUUUAGAGGUGCUCAGUAUGGAUUAUUCCUGCUUCCAAGAGUAGCAAACCUUGGAUGA
Molecule: messenger RNA, 396 nt
Organism: Sclerotinia sclerotiorum 1980 UF-70
Lineage: Eukaryota; Fungi; Ascomycota; Leotiomycetes; Helotiales; Sclerotiniaceae
Exons: 2
Coding region: 1-396 (131 amino acids)
Source: RefSeq, a predicted model, not a curated record